UCUCACACCACACAGCCAUAAAGGUUCAUGGUAGUCCUCGUCGAGUAGAUCCAUUUCCUCUAAAGGUCUGAUGGAUGAAGCUCUGAAUAAUGAAUGAGUUGAAGAAUCCGAAUCGUCUCUUGCUUUCCCCACACCACCUGCCACCGGGAUUUUAAAAGAAGUACCAGUAGGUGGUAUAAGCUAGCUAGGCGGGCAGGGCAUGGGUGGUUCUGUAUGUUAUGUCGUUAUUAGGGAUCAGGUUCAGUGACAUCAGUGCUCUUUUUUUCGAUCUCGCAACUCGUCCACAAACGAAGACCUCCAUCAAACGAGACCUCGAUCGGCGACAGAUGGUACCAGGUACCAUAGUAGUAUCAAAAUAUGCGUCAACCUUCGCUUCAUACUCCACACCUCAAGGUGGGUGACUAAUAGCGACGAUGUUUGGCCCAGGUACUAGUAGUGUAAAACUACUAUUAUCUUGCCUAAUACUGGAUUUGGUCGCCAGCAGCUACGAUUUUGAGGCCAUGACAAAAUUGGUGACUCGUCUGAAUAAUAUCCAAAGCGUGGCCCCGGAAACUAUGCUGGGAUUUUAUGAACCCGAGCUCAAGAGUUUCUCCGUCAAGCCUGAGGUCGGUCGAGAGGGCGAGAAUGAUAAUCCCCAGCAACAACAACAACAAACCUGUAUCACCAGUUCUUGUUAUGCACUGCUAACACUCAUUUUGAGUGCGGAUGUGUACGAAUCGACCAAUAUUCCCAUUGCUGAUAUUUUUCAAACCAUGCUGCAAUCUCCCUGGCGACAGGAUGAUUUGUUUCAGGUGCCAUUGUUGCUGUACACACUCUUGAGGGUGGAUACGGAUCGAUCCCUGUUAAUUGCUGAGGUGGCUGCCGAUCCGAACAAGGCACUGAAAAUUAAGAAAUCAAUCACGGCCGUCUUAAAGGCAGCACCAGACCCCCGGCUGGGUACCCGUCAGGUUCAUUCGGAUUACAUUAGCUACCAAGUCUGCAAAGUGCUUGCUCUGCUACAAGAAACGACAAAAAUAUCCUUUCCUGGCAACAACAAAAAACAAAAGAAGAUUGAUUUGGAGGUGGGAGUAGGAGGACUGCCGCUCUGUAUGCUGCCAGAUGAAUUGUCCUCCGAAAUCUUGCGCGCACUCAUGGAUUGUGCCGAAAUGAGCUGCAACGAAUUAUGUCGACAAUUAGCCUAUCGCACUGCUGGGGACCGAAAUUCCUUCGAUGUGGUUCGUCUUGCCUACAGUCUAUUGACGUAUGUGCGAAGCACCACCAGUCUCACGGGGACUGGCAUAUCUGGACGAGAAUUGGAACCAGGCAGAGGCCCAUCAGCAGAUACCAAGGUGGUACAACUUAAUGAUCGACUCGUCAAGGCAGCGUUGGGUGCAUUCUUUGAUGAGCAAAACAGCGACGGGCUCUGGGACAAGGGCCAGCCAAUUUACUCGUCCUUUCGACGCCAAGGACGCAAUAUGGGAAAUGCCUUUGUCUUCUCCGUAAACACAGUCGGAUCCUUACUGUGUCUGCUAUCACCGGAAGAUUUUCGUCCACAUUUAGGCGCACUGGAGCGCACUCUAUCAUGGAUUGAGAAUCAUCAAAUGGUGGAAGUCAUUACUUCCUAUUGUGACCCUGUCUCGGGGCAAUGCUAUGGGCGACCUCUACGAGGAUGGUCAUCACCACAUAGUCCCGACUCGUCACCACAGGCAUGGCCAACCGCACAAGUGUUAAAAUGUGCCGCAUGGAUGCGGACGACAAUUCGACAAUUGAUUCAUAAUGAUGUGAUUGACGAGUUUCACGGUAUACGCUUUUCCGAACUUGGGAUUCAACCCAAAGGAUGGGAUCGUCUAUUGGACAGCGAUCUUGGUAUCCUGACAGAAAGAGGGAAACCCCGAACCAUCAAGUCCGUUCUGAAGGAAAGGGUCAUAACUCCCUUUGCUUCUUCCAUGGAUAAUCCAUCUUAUGGUGCAGCGUAUAGCGCUGUACUCUUUGGUCCACCAGGAACUGCCAAAACGACUAUUUGUGAAGCACUGGCACAGCGGAUGGGAUUUGACUUUUGCGUCAUUGAUACCAGCGCAUUCCUGGCAGAUGGCCUUUCCAACGUGGCUGCAAGAAUACGAUAUGUCUUUCGACGCCUAAUGGCUUUGAACCAGUGUGUGAUUUUGUUUGAUGAGAUAGAAGAAUUCGCCUUGGAUCGCGAAACUCCAGGUCUCUCGAUGGAGUCUCGUAUGCUGACGACAGCGAUGCUGACGGCUAUAAACGAUUUACGGAGAGCCAAACAAUCUAUAUUUUUCAUAGCUACCAAUCGAUUGCGAGCCUUUGAUGCCGCCAUUACAAGACGAGGACGGUUCGACAUGCAACUCUUUGUGGGGACCCCAAAUCUAGAGUCUCGCAUGAUCCAAUUUCAGAAAAAGCUGGAGGAGGUACCAGAAACAAAGAAGGUCAAGACUGCUGCAGUACAAACAUAUCGCAAGUUUCUAGAGUCCGAGUGGUCGAACGAUGCCAUGUACAUGAACUACUUGGAGGGAAUGCAAUUUGCUUCUGCGUGUGCCAGGAUUGUGGCGAGCCGUCGACAGCUAACAGUAGAAGAAUUGUCAUCAAUUCACUCUCAACAAGCUGCCGUAAUGACGGUUCGGCGGUCAGUGCGAGAUGAAUUCGUCGCCUCCAUGGGCCUUACUCGAUUAUAGUAAUACAUAGUUACGUCCUAGCACAAAUUACUUUAUUUAGUACAAGGCAUUGGUCUAGACAAAGCUGUGACCCAGAAUCGGUAUUUAUUUGUACAAGGCAUUGGUCUAGACGAGCUUUGCUCCAGAAUCGGCGAGUCUCUUCAAUGCUCAUAACAUGUAGAAAGCAGACAGGAAGAGGCAAACAAUACGAAACACACACACGAACACACACACACACACAGGAUAAGGCAAAGAAAUGCGAGAAAAUUCCUCGGUUCGUUGCUGCCUUGCAACUUCGCCCCAGCUAUGUUUAACCCCCUACAGUCAAAGCCAUGGGGAUCUGGAAAGCAACACAGGCUCAAUUGUGAAGCCGACAGCACCGACUGCUUUCAACACGACAGCCAGGAGAGACCGCGACAUUUCGUCGGAGUCCACUCGGUCUGCCAGGUGCAGGUCAAGUCCAUAGCCUCAGAGGCCUUUGGGCGGGAAGAAAACUAGUAGUGGUGAUUUGAAUUCAGUCAAGGAAGAUUCGAGCAAAGCCAAUUCUGUAAAUUGGGAUGCUGGUCUGGGCAAACUGCUUGUAACACCCUUGGAAAGUGAAGAUGAAAUCAAGAAGAAGAAGAAGCAUAUGGCUGCGUAUUCAAAGUGCACCAAAUGUUGACUUUGGAAAGAGAUUCCAUUGGGACCGAACUGGGGUGAAGUUGGGACAGUCCGACAAGAGUCUUGGUGAUACCGGCAGCACCAGUGCCAAGGCAGAGUCGUGCGCGUCGCAACAAUCGGCAGGUGUCGGUGGCUCACCCCGAUCUUGUGGAGCAGGCUCGGAUGACGAGUGCCACAUCCGCCAUCAGUGAAGAGUCGCGUCAUGUCAUGUCCAACACCCCAGCAUGCCCUCCCGCUUGUUUCUUCGGAUUGAUUCCGGCAAGCCUCCAUGUCCAUCCAUCAUUGCAUGCUCCAAUAACGUGAUUUCAGUCUCGAUGAGUGAUUUUGCCUUCGUUGGACCCAGAAUUAGGCCCUAUUCUACAUUCUUGACAGCCUCGAAACCAUCCAGUUAUCUCUUUGUUUGAUCCACCAACAGUUCAGGUUUCAUUGAAAGGAAGAAGUAGAGGCAACUGAGAUCACAAGUCGAUCGGAUGAUUGCUUGCAGCCACUCCUCCUUGGUGCAAUUCUCGUGGACUAAAAACUUGCGACCCAACCGAUUUGUGGCUAGAAAGAAGUUAACAUCUGGUUGCAAAUCGGCUCUGUCAAAGAGCGACAAUCGUUCCAGUGUGUAGUUCCAAUGGCGCAGCAUGUUGAGAAAACACUUUUGCACGUUGUUGCUUAGUUUGGGCCAUCCGUUGCUUCCCGAAACCCCAAAUUGCCUCAGAGAUGUGUUUCUUUCCAGACUUUGAGAUAUGGCCAUGAAACAUUCAUCUGUAAGGGUUUGGUUUCGACUAUGACUCAAGCAGAUAGACAACUCUUCCAGAGUUUGAUUGCCCCUCAACAUUCUGGCCAAAGAAUGCAGACCUUCCGAGUUGAUCUCACAGGCUGAGACGGAUACCCCCCUGAGCCUAUUGUUCCUUCGUUCUAGCCACUGCAACAAGAUCAUGAAAUGAUCCUGUGUCAGCUCAAAAUUGUCCAAGCAGAAUUUCUCCAGUAGUGCGGCCCCGGAUAUUGAGAUGAGCGCUUCAUUGGACAUGAUUCCCAGGGAGGACUCUUCAGCUCCACAAAGCUCAACUUCCUUCAGGUUUGGUAUCGCCGAAACAUGAGCAACAAAGUCUGCCAACAUUGGCGGAGACGUGUUGGGAAGCCGACAACGAAUCAGGCGUACCAGGUGCAGAGAAGCAUGAUUGCGCAUGGACUCCAUGAACUCUACAAAUUCAUCUUGGUUGCCAACCAAAUCCACCGCACAUAUCGAGAACAUUUGCAGCUCUCGUGCCCGUUGUAGAGCAAUCGUCAACAA
Messenger RNA from Seminavis robusta, 4584 nucleotides. NCBI's taxonomy places the organism in Eukaryota, Bacillariophyta, Bacillariophyceae, Naviculales, Naviculaceae. The record is from the annotation of a GenBank genome assembly.